UACUAUCGCAACGAGGACUUGUAGGUCGUUGUCUUUUGCAGCUGUGUGUAUCAGUUGUGAAGUUAGGACGCCGGUUGGAAUAAUAGACAUGGUGUGAGACCUGCUUUGUCGUGUCGUUAGGCAAAUUUUCGAAUGGCACUUUUCUUUCAAUUUCGUGAUGGUGCACUAUCACGGCCCCAAACGGCUACUUCUUUUGCAGCUCAGAUCAUUUUCGCGCUUGAUCAUUUGAUAUUCCAAACUAAACAUCCUUCAGUUCCCCAUUUGUACCUCUAUCGGUGCAGUGCUUCAAUCUUGAUUCCAUUUGCCAGUGCGCGAAUGUUCUUGGUAAGAAGGGUAAGUAGUAACCAGAGUAGCCAUCGACGGUCAUCUGGUGUGGAUGCGAUUGAAGCCACUUUUUGAGUUAGUAGUGCUUGCUCUGUCAUGGGAAAAACAGAAGGAUGAUUGUCAACGACGUGGUAUUUCGAUAGCAGAUACUUUGAAAUGGGAGGCUGAAGAGGUCUGCAGCUUCUGAAGUUCUGAUAGAUAUAUUCAGGAACGUUGAAUAUCGUUCAGAGCGAUGUUUCAAUGGAUGGGAGGUGCGCGACGCAAAAUAGGAGCAACAAAAGAUUCAAAAUUAAAAAGGCAACGCGAGUUUUUCGAUCACCGCAAGGAGAAACAGAGGAGAACUGAGAGUGUGGAAGAAUCUAGAAAGCCACACACACUUGCUGAUUACAUACAACAAAAUCUACACGGGGGUGAAUCACUUGAUAUUCUUGGACUCCGGAAUUUGAAUCCCACUGCAGCUGAUGCUUGUACUACAGAAAACCCUGACGUCAACUUUCCCGAUCAUCCUGCUAAUGCUGCAGUAGGACCAAACUCGUGUGAUCUUGAAGAUUUGGCUGUCGUAACUUCGAACAUGAGCGCAUUUCCAAAUGGUGCCUUGAAGGAGGAUGCCCAAAUCAUCUCGUCUCAGCAGUCUGAGCGUACAACAAGAAGUCGCCGCAUCUUCGAAGAUUCCAAGAAACAGAAUCCUGAUUGCACUCAAUGGACAACAGGAGUUGCUGCUACAGCUCAACAAAAAGUCAAAAAACAUAUUAACCGAAACACAGGGAUUCCAGUGCCUGCUAAUUUAAGAAAUCCUAUUCACGUUGGAAACCUGCAGACGAAGAAAGUAUGUUCAACUGCUCCUCGAUUGAAGCAUUUCGACACGAUCAGCAACGAUGUCCCAGGUGGCAAUCGUGGUACAACGAGAUCACCUUCAGAAGAUUAUGCCGUCUUCUCUCAAGAAGAAUUUUACGCUAUCGACGAAAGCGCGUUUGAUCCAGUUGUCGAAAAUUCACAGCAGAUGUUUAAUUUUUCUCACAGUGAUGCGUAUUUGGUUGACACAAAACAACUUCACACUCCAUCGUUACAGUUGAAGAACUCCAGCGAGUCUCAUCUUGAAUCUUCAGCUCCAGAAACUUCUGAACUUUUAAGCAGAUUCUUAUCAACUCAGAAAUUGAAGGUGCUCGAACAAGAGGACGAGCUUGUGAACAAGCCCAGUGGUUCACAGCAGCAUGAGCGUUGGCAACUAACACACAACGAAACGACAGAUCUCCCUUACGAGGCACAUUCUUUGCCGAAUUCUGUCAAGGCAGCCAACGAGUGCCACAAUUUGGAUUUCUCUAAUCCUACUUUCAACAUGAUAAACGUACAAGUGAAGCAAGAACCAUCUGAAAUUGAUUUCUCCAAUGAAAAGUUCGUCAUCGAGGAUUUUCCCGUGAAGCAAGAGUUUAUUUUUUCUGACCCUUUCCUCAACACCAUGAAGUAUCAAGAGUACAGUCAAGAAAAUGAACGUUUGAAUUUCGGUUCCAAUAUCAGUGAUCACAGAAUGACUCAGGACUGUCAAUAUUUGGCAGACCUGAGCUACGAUGAGCCAGCUUUCAAAGUCGAUAGCAAGUCAUUCGAUUUAAGGGAAGGCUUGGAGUGUCCCAAUAAGGAUCCAACCACUUGGUAUUGCGGCACUCCGUUGAGCGCUGCAUUGACAGCUCCCAAUUCCAAGGGAGAGUUUCCUUUUCUUGAUCAUUUGAAGUUAACCAAGAUUCCGAGCAGUGUUGGAUCACAAAACAAAGACUUAUGCCAAUCCGGAAGCUAUGAGGUCUCUCCACCAUAUCUGACAUGCCGGAAAAAACAGUUCAACCUGGGCAUUGCUGAUGUAAACAAAGAUAAUUUUUUUGACACGAUUGAAAUUUCCUCCUCUCAGCUUGAAGAUGAAGAAUUUGCAACCGCGAAGUUCGACAACUUGCAGUUCCCAGUGGAUGAAUUGGAGUUUGAGGGGCAGCAAACUGAAGCAGCUUUUUUCUCUCUGGAUCUCCACUCACCAAGCCAAAUGAAGAGGAAUCAGUGCAAUUUCGGUAGUGAAUCUCCAGUUUGUUAUGACGAUUUGGUUGGUAAAAACUGCACAAUAACCGAGCGGUGGAAUUGCGAGUCUUCUGUACCAUGGGACGCUCUGCAUCAGCAGGAAAUCUUUGAUCCUGCUAUUUCUGGGAAAAACUUAGGCCAAAUGCAUGAUCUUAAUGACGAUAACUCCUGGUAUCACAUCGCAGCCGGAAAGGAUUUGCUUGAUGGAUUAAAACAGGAUAUAGAGCAGCAUUUGUCAGCAGAUCAUUUCUCGGACUGUUCAUCCGUUGAAGUAAAUGUAAUAAAAGGAAAGGAACAGGACAUCAAUAAACUGCCCUUUGAAGUUCAAGCAAACAAGAUGUGUCUAGAAACCGUUGAUUCACCCAAAGGGGGGAAAGAUACUACAACAGCUAAAACAACGUCCAUUACCAAGCUAUUACUGGAGGAUAAAGACUUAGCUUGUGAUACAACUCUGACAAAGGAUUGUCACAAAUUUCGAAAUUGUUAUCCUCUCCUUCCAAUUUCGCUCAGAAGCCUCAGAAAAGAAACCGAAGUUCUGUCAUGGAAAAUCGAGUUAGAACCUCAGCGUGAAGUAUGUUCUGAAUUGCUGCAGACCCCAAAUACUAGGAUAUCAUCGUCGAAUUUGUUACCGACAGAAAGGGGGAAAAUCGAAGAUAGUCCAACCCAUCGUAGAUCCAGCGUUGAGAUGAACCAUUCGCCUUCAAAAGAAUUAUUCGAACACAGUAUACGGAAUGAAAUCAUACACAAUGUUGAGGAAGACUCUCUGGAAAUCUAUACCCUUUUUAAAGCAUUGCCUCAGGAGGAUAUCAAUGGUAUGAGCACAACUGAAGGGGGUCUGCUACGGAAGCAAUUAAGGCAAGAGGAUUCACAUGAUUUUCAUGGCCGAACCCCUUUCUCAAGUCAAGAAGAAUGUUCACCAGAAUUUCAGCUUAGAAAAGUCCAUACUGUUCUUUGUAAACUACAAAGACCUACCGAUUCUCGUAGCUCAAAGCAAGGUGAGGUUCCGGACCAAGGAGCUGGGAAUGUCAAUACUGUUCUUCUUAAAUUUCAAAGACCAGCAGAACCCUCGCACUCUGGACCUGGUCUCCAAGAUCCAGAAUCGAAUCGAAGUGCUGAAAAAAAUGUCAAACAGACAAGUGAUGUGGACCAGAUGAUAAACUCAGAAUUGGGGACCAAACCCAAUGUGGAAUGUGGAAUCAGGUUGCUGACGGAUUUCAACAUACAUGACAGCAGAGGAUCACUCACAUUACCACAUGGUGGGAGCUGUUGUGUGGAGCGGUCUGUUUCAAAACCGAACAAUUCGUGCUUAAACGAAGAUGUAGAAAUAAAAGUGCAAAGCGAAAUUAGUAAGCACAUGAGGAAAGAGAACAGAUCAAGUCUGCAUCAUAUUGACACGAUAGCCUCCACAGACCAUUGGGUUCCUGAUGAGCUCCACCAGAACGCAAAUGAAGAAAAAGCUCAUUCUCCACUUUCUGUACUUCAGAUCAAGGAAGGGCCUAAACUUUGCGCGUCUCCAGUUGAAAAGCAGAACUCCACUUCAAUCUCGCAAAGAAAUUCGACAUCGUUAAAACCAGAAAAGAAUCAUCUAUCCUUGGGCGUUACAGAUCCGCCAGCCAGAGAAGAAAAACAACAUUCACCUCCUGAAGUACGAAGGAUUGCAGAAUUGAUAGUGCCUGACGAAGAACGAUCAUUUCUUGGAGUUUCAGAUGCUCCGGUUACCCACACAGGUGCACUUAAAUUCUAUUCCAACACACCCCAAGUCUUUGAGAGGCAGGAAAUAAUAGAGCUUGCACACGAGCAGCAUGACCGAACAAAUAUCCAACGAAAUCCACCCCCUACUCAAGACGUCAAACAAGAUGCAGGAUCUACCACAUAUGACGCUGCUUACGUGAAAAUGCUGGAGAGCUACGUGGUUCAGCUCAAACUUGAAAACAACGUACUCAGAUUCUCAAGUGGUUCGUAGAGCUAACUGAUCCUGUAUCAGAUGUUUUCAUAUUUCAGUUUUAGACUAGGAAAUUAGCCACCAAUUACACUACUUUAGAAUUUCUGGUACUUGAGCACCUCAAAAUCUUCACCCUCAGUAAGAGUUCUCAAUCCACACGCCUGACCAAGAAUAAGAAAGGGUCAACUCUAGCUGACGAGGAUAACAGCCAGAAAAUAUGACCUCAGUUUCUGUGCAGCAUGCUCCUGCUGCUCGUCUUAAGAGUUAUGUAGCGUUUGUUUGUAAUCCAAAAUCUGUCAGGCAUUACUUCCUGCCAGGUUUCACUAGCUACAGACCAAAGAUUCCAUGACCAUCUCCUUGUUGAUAAAAACUCCCAAAUUACAUCAUGUUCGUGACAUUACACUGAA
This is a messenger RNA of Physcomitrium patens, 4728 nucleotides long. RefSeq lists its product as uncharacterized. The record is from RefSeq and is a predicted model, not a curated record. NCBI's taxonomy places the organism in Eukaryota, Viridiplantae, Streptophyta, Bryopsida, Funariales, Funariaceae.